Molecule: messenger RNA, 1461 nt
Organism: Lytechinus variegatus (green sea urchin)
Lineage: Eukaryota; Metazoa; Echinodermata; Echinoidea; Temnopleuroida; Toxopneustidae
Product: transcription termination factor MTERF9, chloroplastic-like
Exons: 2
Coding region: 90-1409 (439 amino acids)
Biological process (GO): termination of mitochondrial transcription; regulation of DNA-templated transcription
Cellular component (GO): mitochondrial matrix
Molecular function (GO): double-stranded DNA binding
Source: RefSeq, a predicted model, not a curated record
GUUGGAAAUAGUAUUCUAACUUUUGAUAUUGUUGAUACUCGUCGGAUUCGUGGGAAAAUGUGAACCAAAAUUGUGAGUGCCAACGUUAAAUGUCUUUCAGAUAUUUGGCAAUGGAAGUUUUCCUUUAUCGGGUGCCUGUCUUAUUCAGGCGAACAGCUACAGUUUUAUUCAACCUUGGUCUUCAACCAAGGUACAAUCAGAAUCUUGUUUGGGGAUCAACUAGAGUGCUCUGUGAUGUUAUCGUUCAGCCAGCAAGAACUUUUUGCAUUGAUUCAGUUGUAUCAGAUUUAAAGAGAGUAAAACUUUCUGAGUCACUUCCUUGCAUCAGGGCAACAUCUGAAAGGAAAUCCUAUGGGAUCUAUAGGACCGCUAUCAGGACAUGUUCCAGUGAAGCCGUGAGCAAGCGUCGUGUGAUUCCCAACGAAGCAAGCAAGCAGUACUUAGCCAGCAUAGGUCUCGACUGUGACAGGUUACAGAAGUCCCGUCCUACUGUGCUAAAGCAGAAUGUGAACAGUCUACAGCAACAUGUAAACCUCCUCAGGAGUCUUGGUCUGAGCGAUUCAGACAUUGUCAACAUCAUCUACAAGGAAGCCUCAUUCCUGAGGAAAGAUGUGAAGUCUGUGUAUGAGUUGGUAGAGUACUUGAAGAACAUCGGUCUGAAGGACAGUGAGGUGGCCAACAUCUUUCAGAGGGCACCCCGUUUUUUCACCACACCUGAGACUGUCAUGGACAAUGUGGAGUAUAUGAAGUACCUUGAUGUCACAGACAAGAAUAUCUGCUACACCCUGAUCUACACUCCAUCUAUGUUCUACAGGGUUCAAGGUGGGGUUGAGCGGGUAGCUUCAUACCUCAAGCAAGUCAUGAUGGAGGAAAAUUUUGUGGGAGACCAUAACCGUGUCAUCCGUUACAUCAUGAGGAAUGAUCCAGCCCUUUUCAUCCGUCAGGUUUCUGAAUUGGAGAACAAUGUGAAGUUUCUCAAGCAAUCUGGAUUUCAUGGAGAGGACUUGAUAUCAAUCAUUCGUUACUGUCCUAGUUCUGUGCGCAUUGGAACCGAGUUCCUCAAGUCGCGCCUGGAAUAUCUCCAGAAGCAUCUGUCUUUGACCAAUAAUGCAUUGAAAGACCUCAUUCGAAGGCAUCCUCAGUUGCUUCAUGCCAGUGUAGAAACAAUACAAUCUCAUAUUGAUCUUGUUCUUGAACUAGGUUUCACAACAGCGGAUAUGGUUAAAACGCCUAGAAUCUUUGCUCGUAGUCUGAGCUCCAUCAGAUCCCGAUAUGAAGAACUAAUUGAAGUUGGAUGCAAGCCUAAUCUUGGUUCAUUCAUUUACUCCAAAGAGAGGCAUCAGGAGAUUGUGCAAAAAUUCAAGAUGAACCAACGCAAGAAAAACAGGAGUGAAGAAGUUAGUAACUGAAUAGUUGUAUUUGUUAUUUUAUGGAAUUAAUCUACAUGGAAGGGGCCAAUUA